This is a messenger RNA of Xiphophorus hellerii (green swordtail), 3600 nucleotides long. RefSeq names its product proline rich mitotic checkpoint control factor (gene prcc). The transcript has 7 exons. NCBI's taxonomy places the organism in Eukaryota, Metazoa, Chordata, Actinopteri, Cyprinodontiformes, Poeciliidae. Gene Ontology annotation, cellular component: nucleus. The record is from RefSeq and is a predicted model, not a curated record. Bases 566 to 1771 code for a protein of 401 amino acids.
AUGACGAUAUACAGUACAUAUACUUUUCAAUGACCCUAAUCCUUUUCCGUAAUAUUGAAACGCACAAUUAUUUAGGAUGAGAACCUGUUGUUUUACUACCUGAGCAUUAGGGGGCUCUAUAGUCUCAGUGCUGCUGUAAAUAGCACAGGAAAAAGAAGUCGGCGGUUGUCCUCAAUCACUGGAUGAUGAAGGCGAAUGUUUUGAUGGAGUCAAGGGAGUACUGGGCGUAGUUUACGAAUGCAGAGUUACUUUAAAGCGACACAUUGUGUUUGUUUUGAUCAGACGUAGACAUUACAGUUAAAAUUUCUGCAUCCGGGCAAGAAACUGUGUGCAGAUAGGUCACGGUGGCCUAGCUAGCAUUCGCUAGCUCCGUGUUUCCAGUUGAUCAACUCAGCCCGUCUUUAAUGCUCUUGAUCGCUGUUAUUUUAUCUGUUUAGCAUAGAUAGUGGUACAUUUAAAACUCGGGUCGGCUCACCAGGAAACACGCUUGUGCGGCUUUUUCAGAGCGACUCAUCCAUGUCCACUAGUCCCUCCAUAAUACUAAUCCUCGGUAGCCUCAGCAAACAUGUCUCUAGUCGCUUAUGGUAGCAGUGAUGAGAGUGACUCGGAGGAAACCUCGACCUCUGCCGCAGCUGAGAGUAAACCUAGCGGGGGAGGGCUCUUCUCUUUCCUGCCUGCGCCUAAAGCACCUGGAUCUGCAGCUGGAGGGAAGGAGGCAGCAUCCAGGGCAAAAAACUCUGUAGCAAAGGAAAGCACAGGAGGGUUCCUGUCCAGUCUGCCCAAACCCAAGAAACGAACAGAGCCUGUCAAGAUCCCUGUGCCACAACUUCAGAGGCGGGAUUCAGACUCAGAAGAAGAUGAGCCGGUCCCAAAGAAGCUGCAACCCCAGAGUGCCGGUUCAGGUCUGUCCUCCAUUCUCCCCAAACCCAAAAACCUAACAGUGAAGGAGACGGACCGACCUUUGAUCCCUCACACGCUCACUAAGCGUCCAGAUCCCAAAGCACCUAAACCCGGGGCUGCUGCUUCGGGUCUGAUCGGUUCCAGUGCGUCUCCCUCCGCCAUCAAAGCCGCGGCCAAGUCAGCGGCCCUGCAGGUAGCGAAGCAAAUCGCAGCGGAAGACCAGAACAACGAGGAGGACAUAUCCCCUCAGAACUACUUUUCCCUGGAGGACGACUCCCAGCCUCUUCCCGACGUCGUCCCGAUCGUGGAUCCUGAGCCGGCGGCCCCCGCUGAGCCCUGUCCUUACGUGGCCGCUGAUGAGCCGGGACAGUCGAAUGCACCUUUGGACUUUGGAGGGAGCCAUGAGGGAGCGAGCGCAUGGGACGGUCAAUACGACCAGUAUCAACAACCCAUGGCCGGCCCAGAGGCGUUCCCCGAGGGUUACUAUGACGCGCCGUACUAUCAGAACCCUAACCCGGAGUCAGCAGAAGCCGAGCCGCCGGACAACUCUAACAUGUUUGACGACGAAGGGUUCAUGCGGCUGCAGGGGAAAAGAAACCGAGGCAAAGAGGAAGUGAAGUUUCUGGAAAUCAAAGGAGACGACCAGCUGAGUGGGAACCAGCAGUGGAUGACGAAGAGCAUCUCUGAGGAAAAACAAACCCGCCAGUCGUACAGCAAGAGAAGAGGAGAACAGCCUACAGGGCAACAGAGGCGAAAGCAUCAGAUAACGUAUCUCAUUCACCAGGCGAAGGAACGUGAGAUUGAGCUGAAGAACAACUGGGCAGAAAACAGGAUGACCCGGCGUCAGACCCAGGCCAAAUAUGGCUUCUAGAUCCUGUAGCUUUGGACUGCUGUGGCGUACAGACACAUCGUAUCCCAAUUUACCGAUCUCCAGAUUUAUCCUCUUCCUUUUGGAGCAAAACCUGUUUUUUUUUUCUUCCUGAUCUGCAGCCUGCAAUGUCUUGAACAUUCAAUACUCUGUUUGAUAUGGUGUUACUCUGUCUGAAUCCCAGUCUCUCCUAGUAAAUAUAAAGGCUAAACCUACAGAGAAACCCAACCAGUGUUUUUAAGGUACCAGAACCACACAUGUUUUUCCUUUGGACGUUUAUAAAACAUAUUCAUGGUAUUUUCUAAGGUCUGAUUUAUUGUUUUUGUUGGUUUGGUUGUUUUUAGUUACAAUUUUAAGAUAGAAAGUUGUGAUGUAAAAUAUUCACAAAAUCAUCGACUAGUCAGUAAAUUAUGCUACAAUGAGGACUUCGUCGAGAGCCAACCAUGCGCUUAAAUUUGGUCAAUCUUUGUUGCAAAAAAAAUAAAAAAAUCUUUAAAAAUGUGGUUCCACCGCUCCAAAAGAAUUCUCAUUUUUAACGUGGAAAAUCUUGACUUUUUUGCCUCAGAAAUCUUAAAGUAGAAUCAGAAUUUCCUAAUAAUUCUUAGGUGUUGGGGAAAUAAUUCUGAGAUUUAAGCCAAAAUUCUAAGGAAAAAACCCCUCAAAAUUCUGACUUUAACCUCAGAAUUUUUUUUCUUCAAAACUUCUGAGAUUGAAGGAAGAAUUCUGAUUAAUAUCAAUUCUUGACUUUUUUGCCUCAGAAAUCAGAGUAAAUUCAAAAAUCUGUUUAAGAAUUUUCAGGGAAGGGAAUUCUGAGAUUAAAGCAAAACUCUAAGAAACAAAAUCCACAAAUUCCUAUUUAGAAAUUCUUGACUUUUUUGCCUCUGAAUUCCAAGAGUGAAAUUUUGAGGCAAAAAUAAUUUUGCCUUUAGUAAAUUUCACAGAAAAAAACUAAAUUAGAUGAAAUGCAGAAAGCUAAGAGUGGGAACGGUCAAAAUCUCAAAAUUGUUUCGUUUUUCUCUUUUUUUCAAAAUGUUUCAGAAUUCUGAUAUUAAAGUCAGAUUUCUGUGUUGCUAUGCUUUUAUUUCUGGAUUCUAACUUUUAUCUCAAAAUUCUGAGAUUAAACUCAGAAUUCAGGCUUCAAUCUGUUAAAUUGACUAAUUUGAGAUUUUUUCUCCCCUCUCAGAAUAAGUCAUUUUGUUCCGCGAUGCUUUUCUGCAGCAAACAUCUCAAGUUAUUUUAUUUUACUGGGAGUUCUAGAAAUCUGUAACACUUGUUUUCUUUACCACUUUUCCUUCUUUUUCUUCUGCGGGUUUCAGUCGUUUUAGGUUCAAUCUGAACAGUUUGAUCGCAGGAUUGUUGGGAGAAAAAAUGUGAACUUCAAAAGCCCAAACUAAACUGUCCAGAUGGACACGUUUGCAUCUUUUCUUCUUGUAUUUUCGCAUCUUAUGUGAACUAUAGGAGCAGUUCUGUAUACAUUAUUUUUCUCUGAAAUGCCAGAUAAACCCUCCAUUAAUAAUGUGCUGGUUUUCUCCAGUAGCUUAGCGAUGGUAACAAGACACCAGUAGGAUUUCUUCAAAAGCCUGUAAAUGUGAACGGAUCCAACUCAACCCCAGAUGGAAACCCAAAUGUUAUAUAUCGGCAGUAAAAGGUGAAUUUGUAGUCAGAAAGAAAUUUAAAGUUACAGAAGUUUAAAUAUAUAUUUGUUAUGUUGAAACAGGACUAAAUGUUAAAUUUUUCAAUUUGCGUUGCAAAAAAUCUCAAGCGCUCGCCCUGUUUUUGUUUAUUUUAUAUAAGUGUGUAAUUAAAAUCCAAUAAACAAGUUUUGAAUUUUU